Ziziphus jujuba (common jujube) is the source of this 1113-nucleotide messenger RNA. RefSeq names its product NDR1/HIN1-like protein 13. The record is from RefSeq and is a predicted model, not a curated record. Bases 199 to 1026 code for a protein of 275 amino acids. Gene Ontology annotation, cellular component: plasma membrane. The transcript has 2 exons. NCBI's taxonomy places the organism in Eukaryota, Viridiplantae, Streptophyta, Magnoliopsida, Rosales, Rhamnaceae.
UAUAUUUAUUAUUUUACUAAGCCAAACACCCCCAAAAUCCAAUCCCGUAUAGAAUAAAAAGAAAGCACAAGCUCCAUUUCCAACUAGCAGUGGGGCUUUCUACUAUAUUGAUAUUCUGAUUCAACCUCUUAAGACCUUGUUUUCAGGCCAAAUAGACUCUGCUUUGAGGUUUGAGCUCCAAAAAAACACAAGAACAACAUGACCGACCGAGUCCACCCUCAGGACGACUCAGCUCCACUCGCUCACCCCUCAACGACGUCAUCUCCAAACAACUCCUCAGAGUUUCCCAAACGCCCCUCCCCUCCGUCACCGGAAAAGCCUGUUCCACCUCCCGGAACAUACGUCAUCCAAAUCCCCAAAGAUACAGUCUACCGCGUUCCUCCGCCUGAAAACGCCAAGAAGUAUCAGCAACUCUCUCGCCGGAAAUCCAACCGUCGACCCUGCUGUUGCUGCUGCCUCUGUUGGCUCCUCGGCCUCAUCGUCAUCCUCAUUGUCCUCGCCGGAAUCUCUGCUGGAGUUCUCUACCUCGUGUUCCGACCUGAAUCGCCGAAGUACACUGUCGAUGAUGUAUCCAUCAAGGGGAUCAACCUCACCUCGUCGUCGUCUUCGUCGGUUAUAUCUCCAACGAUCGACGUGGAGGUCCGAGCCGAGAAUCCGAACGACAAGAUUGGGAUCUACUACGAGAAAGAUAGCUCCGUCAGGGUUUAUUUCUCGGAUGUGAAACUGUGCGACGGCGUUUUGCCCAAGUUUUAUCAGCCUUCGAACAACGUGACGGUUUUCAAGACGACGUUAGCGGGUUCGGGCAUUGAGUUCACGGAGAGCGUGCACAAGUCGCUAAGGAGUGCUCAGAGCCAAGGGAGGGUGCCCCUGGAGUUAAAACUGAGAGCGCCCGUAAAGAUAAAAGUGGGGUCCGUGAAGACGUGGACGAUAACGGUGAAGGUUAACUGCGAUAUAACGGUGGAUAAGUUAACGGCGGAGGCCAAGAUUGUUUCCAAGAAAUGUGAUUAUGAUGUGGAUUUGUGGUAGAAAAAAAGUGAAAGAAUUGUUGUAGAAUAAGGAAAUUAGAAAUUAGAAAUUGGAUUCAUAUAUAUAUUUAUAUAUAAUUUUUUUUUC